AGUUUUGGAGGAUUUCUCUGUGCUGUCACUCGUUCUUCUACCUGUGCCGGCUGGAGAGGUGCAGAGCUUCGGAUGUAGCCGUGAUGUCUCAGAGGAUCCUGGGCUGACAUACUGUGUGUGUGUGUGUGUGUGUGUGUGGAGAGGGACUGGCCACAGAGGACGGACUGACAGACUGACCUGGAUACGAGCUAAAGCAGAGCCACAGCAGCCAAUGUGGAGCUUUUGGGAGGAGGUGGAUCCUGAGCGCUAAUACUGGAUCCAAAUCAGUCCCACAGAAGGUUCCUGCCCUGACAGGCCCUGGAUGGUGAUGACUGUGGCAGGUCCAGGAGGUGAUGUGGUUGUUCUGGGCGGGUUAAACUCAGGUUCUCAUUAAUUCAUCAACGCGGGCUGUCACUGUGUCAGUGUGACAGGGCCGGAGCUGGAGGAGGAGGAGGAGGAGGACACGUCAGGGAGGGAUUCACUAGCUGGAAAAACAGAAAUGAGCAGGCUCCCGAGCUUGUGGUGCCAUGGUGCCUUUUAACUCUGCCGUAUUUCGCUGCUCCUCUUCUUCUUCUUCCCCGUCGAUUUUCUGUUUUUGGAGCUGAGGAUGUGGAAGUUCAAAGCUUUCUGCCUCGACUACUGGCACGUGCUGUGUUUGCACCCGCACAACAACUUCUACAAGAGUGUCGAAGGGGAUGGACGGUCCAAUGACGGUGGCCAUUCCCUGGACAGCGGAGCCAGCUAUGGUCAGGGUCCGGUGACUCACGGCUCGGCCAUCAGCCCUGACCGAUUCGACAGUCCUCUCUACAGCCACGGGGUCCAGCCCGGGCCUCAGAGGCCUCGGCGGCCCAAGCUCCAGCACUCGCAGUCCAUCCUCCGGAAGCAGGCUGAGGAGGAGGCCAUCAAACGGUCGCGCUCGCUCUCUGAGAGUUAUGAGCUCUCUGCUGACCUUCAGGACAAACAGGUGGAGAUGCUGGAGCGCAAAUAUGGCGGACGAUUCAUAACUCGGCAUGCAGCGCGCACCAUCCAGACAGCCUUCCGCCAGUAUCAGAUGAACAAGAACUUUGAACGUCUCCGGAGCUCCAUGUCUGAGAACCGCAUGUCCAGGCGCAUUGUUCUGUCCAACAUGAGGAUGCAGCUGUCGUUUGAAGGCCCGGAGAAAGUGCACAGCUCCUACUUUGAAGGGCGGCAGGUGUCCAUGACGGAGGACGGCUCCCCGCUGUCCAUGGUGCAGUCCGGGUGUGGAGAUAUCGAGGUUCACCAACAGGCCAACAUGGCGGCUCACCCGCCUCCGCAGGGCGACCUGACCGACACCAUCACGGAGCUGGAGGACGCCUUCUCCCGGCAGGUCAAGUCUCUGGCGGAGUCGAUAGAUGACGCGCUGAACUGUCGCAGCCUUCAGGGGGACGAAGGCCCCGACCCGGACAGCAUGGGCUGCUCCGAGGUGGAGAGGGUGCUUCCCUAUCAGGUGAAGGCCCACCGCAGGGGAGCUGGACGCAUGCACGAUGAAACAAUGGCGUCAUAUAGCGAUGUUACUCUGUUCAUAGACGAGGAGGACAUGUCCCCCUCUCUUGCUCUGUUGAGGUCGGGGGAACAACCUUCCAGCACAGAAUCCGACUUGCGAUUGCGGUCAGUCAACUCCUCCCAGGAUUACUGGCCUCUUGACCCUAAGGAUGAGGGUCGUGACACUGACACAAGCUGCCGCAGCACUCCCUCCCUGGAGUGCCAAGAGCAGCGUCUUAGAAUGGACCAUCUUCCCUUGCUGACCAUUGAACCUCCUAGUGACAGCUCUGUGGAGCUCAGCGACCGCUCUGACCGCGGCUCUGUCAAGCGGCCGCCUGCGUACGAGCCGCCGCAUGGCCACAUUGUUACAUCGUCCCAAGCGAGCCCGAAACACAUUUCCCACGGCCCCCCGCCACGGGUGCCGUCCCGCGACGACGACGCACCUCUGCGCCACCGGCACCGCCAGCUGGAGAGCCACCUGGCCAUCAACGGCUCGGCUAACCGGCAGAGUAAGUCUGAGUCCGACUUCUCCGACGGGGACAACGACAGCAUCAACAGCACGUCCAACUCCAACGACACCAUCAACUGCAGCUCCGAGUCGUCGUCGCGGGACAGCCUGCGAGAGCAGACGCUCAGCAAGCAGACGUACCACAAGGAGACUCGCAACAGCUGGGACUCGCCCAUCUUCAGCAACGACGUCAUUCGCAAGAGACACUACCGCAUCGGCCUGAACCUCUUCAACAAGAAGCCAGAAAAAGGCAUCCAGUACCUGACUGAGAGAGGAUUCAUCCCCGACACACCAGUGGGUGUGGCUCACUUCCUGCUGCAGAGGAAGGGCCUGAGCAGGCAGAUGAUUGGAGAAUUUCUCGGGAAUCGACAAAAACAGUUCAACAGAGAUGUUCUAGACUGUGUGGUUGAUGAAAUGGACUUCCAGAGCAUGGAGCUGGACGAGGCCCUCAGGAAAUUUCAGAACCACAUCCGUGUCCAGGGCGAAGCCCAGAAGGUGGAGCGACUCAUCGAAGCUUUCAGCCAGCGUUACUGCAUCUGCAACCCCACAGUUGUGCGUCAGUUCCGGAACCCUGACACCAUCUUCAUCCUGGCGUUUGCCAUCAUCCUCCUCAACACCGACAUGUACAGCCCCAACGUCAAGCCUGAGAGGAAGAUGAAGCUGGAGGACUUCAUCAAGAAUUUAAGAGGUGUGGACGAUGGUGAGGACAUACCCAGGGAGACUCUGGUUGGCAUUUAUGAGAGGAUCCGUAAGCGAGAGCUGAAGACCAAUGAAGACCAUGUCUCCCAGGUGCAGAAGGUGGAGAAGCUGAUUGUGGGAAAGAAACCGAUUGGAUCGCUCCAUCACGGCCUGGGAUGUGUUCUGUCGCUUCCCCAUCGCCGACUGGUCUGUUACUGUCGUCUGUUUGAAGUGCCAGAUCCCAACAAGCUCCAGAAGUUGGGCCUGCACCAGCGGGAGAUCUUUCUGUUCAAUGACCUCUUAGUGGUAACCAAGAUCUUCCAGAAGAAGAAGAACUCGGUGACGUACAGCUUCAGGCAGUCGUUCUCUCUCUAUGGGAUGCAAGUCAUGCUGUUUGAAAAUCAGUAUUACCCAAAUGGAAUCCGGCUCACAUCAGCGAUACCAGGUGCAGACAUCAAAGUCCUCAUCAACUUUAACGCUCCCAAUCCCCAGGACCGCAAAAAGUUCACAGAUGACCUGCGAGAGUCCAUCGCCGAGGUCCAGGAAAUGGAGAAAUACAGAAUAGAGUCUGAGCUGGAGAAGCAGAAGGGGGUGGUGAGGCCCAGCAUGUCGCAGAGCUCCGGUCUGAAGAAGGAAGCUGGCAACGGCAGCAUGAACCGCGCCAGCCUGGACGACACCUACGCCAUGGGCGAGGGCCUGAAGAGGAGCGCCCUCAGCAGCUCGCUGCGAGACCUCUCCGAAGCAGGCAAGCGGGGGCGUCGCAGCAGUGCAGGAUCACUAGACAGCAAUAUGGAAGGGUCCAUCAUUAGCAGCCCGCACACGCGACGGAGGGCCACCACGCCACGUGAGGGCGCGCCCCGCGGCCAAGCCCCCAUCCCUAACUCGGCAUCGACUUCCAUCCUCGGGUCGCUCUUUGGCAGCAAGCGAGGCAAACCGCCUGCCCAGAGUCACCCGCCUUACCCACAGGGCGGUCACCCGACCCUCAUAUCCCACAAGCCCCACCCAACCAACCUGCACCACACGGCGCAGGUGGUGCACACCCAGCUCCAAGGUCACCACCCGCAGUACUGCCAGGUCCCCCAGAACCCACCGCCGUACCACCACCACCACCACUACCACCCCCCGCCCCACACGCAGUACCACCAGCACCCGGCCUACGCCUCGCAUGCACACCAACCGCACGCCCACCCGCAGCACAGCCACUACAGCCAGCAUUCCCACUCCCACUCCUCGCACUCCCAGCACACGGCGGCGACUCACCACCACAGUCAGCAGGCGGGUUCGGCUCCCGGCGGACCCAAACCCAAACACAGUGGCAUCAGCACCGUAGUGUGAUGCUCUCAAACAACCGAGAGGAGGGAACUCAGUGAAGGAAAGGGACAAUUGCUUACACCAAAGGGACUGACAGCAGAACUCUAUGGCCUGUCCACUGUGUUUUUACUGCUGCUGUGACGGAAGCCGAUCACACGCAGUCACCUUUUUUUCACCUCCAGGUCCAACUAAUAUGCAGGAUGGAAAUGGGACUCAAAUCAUCCACUAAGGGGCCUUUAAUAGUUUGCCUGAUGAUAGUGGGCUUGUGGGCUUGGCCCUAUCAGGGUCUUGUUUGUGUGUGUGUGUGUGUGGGGGGGGGGGGGGGGGGGGGGGUUGGGUUCUAUACAGGAAGAUGCUCUAUAUUUUAAACACACACCGCCGGGCCGUGGCUCCCCACUGCUUCACCCCCCCCUAACUUCACAUAAUCAGGUGGGAAGGCGUGAGGAAGAAUGGCGUCAUUCCUUGUGCACAGAAGUCGACUUCUCGAUUCUUUGAUUUCCCGCCAUCAUGUGGACGCUAAUAGAAAACCUUGGGUACAAACAUCUCACGCCGACAUGAGUCAAGGGGGCAGGUGAACGAGCGAGGCGACCAUUUCAGUCAUAGUAGUUCUAGUGCUGUAUUUACUGUAGAUGACAGCUGUACGUGUUGUCUCCUAGCUCUCAUAAUUAAAUGUGCCAACUAUUAAUGCAUAAUCUAUUUAGUCCAGACUUCAUGUACAGUAUAUUGUGCGUAAAGUAAUUUGUAAGAUUAUACUUACAGUUAUUAUUAUUAUUAUUAUUAUUAUUAUUGUUAUCAGCAAAAAUGAAUUUUAUCAGUAUUAUACUGACUCUGUGGUAACGGCAUGUAGACCUGAAAGGAUUGAACUCCCCUUCAGUCCAGCCUAGAAUUCAUUCUGGAAGAUUUGCCUUUUAAAAAUGGAUCAGAGGGAGGAGCCUCUGGACGGCAGCUGUUGCAUAUGUGCCCCCCCCCAACCCUCCCCCAAAAAAAGAUGCAAACUUCCUGUCAGUUCUCACACACAGGGUGAACGAAGCUGAUUGGUUUGUUUGAAUCUCGGUUUACUUUGCGCGCCGUGUCUGAGAACACACACACACACGCGUGUGCGGGUUCAUGUUACAUGUAACGGAGGAAAUCUUUUUGCCUUUAUCAUAUACAACAGCUGCUCUCGACUCUUACGCUGGACUCACGCGUACGCGGCCGAGGUCACGUCGACACUCUGAAUUGUCGAGUCUCUUGCGUCGCGUUCACCUUUCUCAGCGUCUGCAUGUGACAGAAGUCGAGAAACGUUCAACUGUCUGAUUGUCAGCCAGUCAAAACACCUUAUGCAAAUAACGCAGCCAGUCAUCCAUCGUCUACCGCUUUAUCCUCCACGUGAGGGUCGCGGGGGUCGCUGGUGCCAAUCUUAGUCGUCACAGGGGACACACAUAGAGACAAACAACCAUCCACUCUCACACAAUACAGUCAAUUUAGAGUGUCCGAUUUACCUAACCCCCAUAUUGCAUGUUUUUGGACUGUGGGAGGAAACCCGGAGAAAACCCACGCACACACGAGGAGAACCAUGCAAACUCCAUGCAGAAAGGCCCUUGUUUACCAACCGGGUCGCGAACCCGAGUCUUACACCAACUGGUUUAGCUCGAACACUAAACAGCAUUAAACUGAGCUUGGGCGUGGAAAAGGUUUUUUUUUUUUAUGGAACAAAGUGCACCAACAAUGGCGAUCACUAACCUCCGAAACAUCGUACGUGUGAAUCCAGCGUUAAAACCGACAUCAAAAAAGAGAAAUACUUUUUUUUUAGAAAAAUCCUCUUUUGCCUUGUUUAUGUUUCUUUACUUCACCGACACACUUUGGUGAGUGGGAAAGACGUAAAAAAAAAAACCAGUUCUUACAUAGUGAAGUAUUUUUUUUCAUCCUUUUUCUAUCACGUGUGCAAUAUCUUUGUACUGAUUUUCUACAUUUAAGAACGAGAGAGAGAGAGCAAGGUGUCCCCGCGUUUUCUUUUUCAUGUGAUAAUAAUUUAUUUAUUUUAGGUUUUUUUCCGCUGGUUUUUUGAAGCCCUGUCUUAAGAGUCUUUCGUUAAAAAUGAAUGCGUGGCCUGUCCUCGCGGCCUGUCCUCGCCGCCUGUCCUCGCGGCCUGUCCCCGCCGCCUCGCGAGAGGGACAGACUCGGAGCUCGGUGGAAUGUCUAAGCAAAUUCUUUUGCUUUUUUGCAUGUAAUGUUAUUGAUGUGAGGCUAUCCUCUGCACAUUGUAUAACAGAAUCAGUGUUACCAUGGCAAGUUAAAGUGCAAUCAUGUUCAGAAAAAUCCAGACUUGUACUGAAAGUGGAAGUAAGUCUGUCGUCUUGUCCAGGAUGAGAUUCAGGUGAAAAAAAAUAAAAUAUAUAUAUGUGUAUAUAUAUAUAUCUAUAUAUAUACUGUAUAUAUAUAUAUAUAUAUAUAUAUACACAUAUAUAUAUAUCUUUCUCUUUUUCUUUUUUUCAUUUAGGGAAUAUAUAAAUACUUAAAUACAAUAAACCAUGGAAAGAGGAAUGUGUGUAUAUAUUUUAAUAAUAAAAAACAAUAAAAGAAACGCUUCUCCUAGGGCUGAGACAAAAAUAUUUUGCUGGAUAAGCACAUAAUGAAAGAAACACUUUCAAUUUUCUUCAGGAAAUGCAGUUAUACAUAUAUAUAUUAUAAUAAUAAUAAUACUACGAUAAUGCAAACUGAACAAGAACUGGGUCUGUGUAAAGAUUUAACUUUCUACAUUCUACAAAUAAGAGUCUAUUCUAAGUGUGUAAAAUUAGUGGCAGUAAUCUGUUCGUCCCAGUAUUCAGGUUGUACAUGUAUUUUAACAUUCACGGAGGACAAAAAAAACAAAAACCUCAUCAUCGCCAUCAUACGUCAGGCUUUCAAUCUGCUCGGUGUGGAUUAACAAAGAGGGUUCACGAGGGCAGACAUGUCACAGUAACGCUCAGAUGAAUGUGUCUUUCUGUCCAUUCCACAUCUUUAGUUUAUUUUCUUUUUCUACCUUCCCGGAAUCUCGGGACAAUGUAAAAACCAAGGAGUCUGUUUAUGUCAUUUUUAUUUGAGUGUGUGUGUGUGUGUGUGUGUGUGUUGUAGUGCUUCCAACGUCUAUUUUUAGUACCCCAACAAUGCACUGCAUGGAUCUGAUGCAUCACGUGUCCUUUUCACUGUGAGCUGAUUGAAGAGGAAAAAAAAAAGAGAAGAAGAAGGAAAACAGAAAAAAAAUCAGCCUGUAAAUUUAGAUUUUUGUUUUGUUGUUGUUGUUUUUUUUUUGUCACUUCCUUGUUGUUGACGUGUCGUCCUUGUUGUUCCAUGUUAGGCUGGUCGUUGUCGUCGAAGCUCAGCAUGCAUUUCACCCACAGAAGCCAUCGUGUAAAUUACAAAAAAAAACAAAAAAACGUGGAGAACGUUGCACUUCUUGUCGCUGAGGGCUUUCAUCGUGUAAAUACGGGAUUUCCAUGUGUGGACUGAUCAAAAUGUGUGUAAGGAAGGAAGGAAGGAAGGAAGCUGUAAAGGGACCAAGGGGGGGUUUUGAAGGAGCUGUACAUACUGUGUAUACGAUCAGUGCUCUCUAUUGUGAUAUCGGCAGUCAACAUCAGGAUGUAUAUACGUCGCCUCAUAGAUGGACGUGUGGGGUGAUACGCGAACAUAUCGAUUGUCAUGAACUGACAUUUGUUGUAGAAUAAAAAACAAAAAAACACAAGACUGUUAGAAAGUCCGCUGCCAUUUCCACUCACCUCUGUUUUCAUACAUGCAAAAAACCCACCGUCACACAAACUCUCUCUCACGCACACACACACACACAUAUACUGUACACGCAGUGAAACGUACACACACACACACACACACACAUCCGAGCUGUUCAGUGUGGCGUGAGACACAUUUUUAAAAACAAAAAGGAAAAAGUCAAGAAUGGCCUCAUUUAUAUGUGCAUUCUGUUUGUACAGUGAGUAGUGAGUCAGUAAAGACCCCAGUUAUUGUAAAACUUCAACUGUGACAAUGUUGAGAACGCAAAAUAAACAAAUAUAUGACUUAUGGUA
Solea solea (common sole) is the source of this 8016-nucleotide messenger RNA. Its product is annotated as IQ motif and SEC7 domain-containing protein 1-like. Gene Ontology annotation, molecular function: protein binding; guanyl-nucleotide exchange factor activity. The coding region runs from base 587 to 4003 and encodes 1138 amino acids. NCBI's taxonomy places the organism in Eukaryota, Metazoa, Chordata, Actinopteri, Pleuronectiformes, Soleidae. Gene Ontology annotation, biological process: actin cytoskeleton organization; regulation of ARF protein signal transduction. The record is from RefSeq and is a predicted model, not a curated record. The transcript has 14 exons.